Molecule: messenger RNA, 3242 nt
Organism: Stegodyphus dumicola
Lineage: Eukaryota; Metazoa; Arthropoda; Arachnida; Araneae; Eresidae
Product: glutamate receptor ionotropic, kainate 2-like
Biological process (GO): monoatomic ion transport
Cellular component (GO): membrane
Molecular function (GO): signaling receptor activity; ligand-gated monoatomic ion channel activity
Source: RefSeq, a predicted model, not a curated record
GGAUAAGUGUAGCGGAUUGCUGCGCGUGCGUGGCUUCGGGAUGCUAGAAGAAGUAGGGAGGACGGCGCAGACUGAGAAGCCGAGAUGGGGAGUUGCGUGGACGUGCUUCGCGUUGCGCUCUUCUUUGUCAACUUAGGAUUACACCAUUCCCUACCCGAAGUCGUAAGAAUAGGAGGGCUCUUCGAGGACUUCGACGACGACCGUGAGAUGGCGUUCCGGUACGCUGUAGAUCGGAUCAACGCGGAUGAUACUGUGCUGCCGAACUCUAGACUAGCAGCCAAAAUCGAGAGACUAAAGCCACAGAGCAGCUUCCAUGCAGCCAAAUCAGUUUGCACUUUGGUCGGAGAAGGAGUGGUGGCGAUCUUCGGGCCCGACUCGGCAGCUUCCAGUGCCUUGGUGCGCUCUACUGCAUCCGCCCUUCAUCUUCCACAUCUGGAGUCACACUUGGACUUAGAGCGUGGUGCUCGUGCUCCUUUCACCGUUUCAUUGUUUCCUCGCAACUUGGGUACAGCAAUUUAUCAGCUCGUGAAAAAGAAAAGCUGGAAAUCUUUCACUAUCAUCUAUGAAGAUCCUGAAGAACUUAUGAAACUUCAGGACUUAAUGAAGCUACGAAACCAAAAUGAUGUCAAAAUAUCACUACAGCAGUAUACAAUGGAGUUUCAAUACAAUAAGAUCUUAAAAGAUGUCCGGAAAAAAGGGGAGACAAAUAUUGUACUGGAGGUUCCAACUUCUCGCAUCACUGAUGUUCUUAUAGAGGCACAAAAGGCGGGGAUGCUGACAGAAUAUCACAACUAUUUAAUAACAUCUCUCGAUUUUCAUACAUUAGAUUUAUCUCCAUUUCUACACUGUCGGUCUAAUAUUUCUGCCUUCAGAAUAGUAUCUCCUGAAAGUCAGUACUAUGGUCGUGAAGCUCGACCCUGGCGGUUUGGACGCAAAGAACAUUCACUCAAGAAAGAAGUUCCACUGACGACGGAAACAGCAUUACUAGUUGAUGCAGUCAAUUUGUAUGCAAGAGCAUUACACAGUGUUGCAGAGAAGCAUCCUCUCGCAUCUCGCAGUAUUUCUUGCGAUAGUCCCGCAACUUGGCCUUACGGAUCUGACCUUCUAGAUGCAAUCAAAAGAGUCCGAAUGAAAGGACUGACGGGUGAUAUUCAAAUAAACAAUCAAGGACAUCGCAGCAAUUUCACACUAGAUCUUCUGGAAUUAAAGACGAAGGGAAUCGUCAAGGUGGGAACAUGGGAUCCCGAGAAAGAAGUACAAUAUUCUAGGAAUUAUUCAAGUGAUUUAUCGGAGACCAAAAAGAAUUUAGAAAACAUAACGCUGCGUGUCAUGUCUAAAAGGAGUAUGCCGUAUACCAUGGUAAGAGUGGAAGAUUAUUUAACUGGCAAUCAGAGAUACGAAGGAUACUGUGUAGAUUUGAUUCAUCACAUCUGCCUUCGGCUGAAAUGCAAGUAUGUAUACGAAAUCGUGGCAGAUGACAACUAUGGUAAUAAGCAGGAAAAUGGAACAUGGGAUGGAAUGAUCGGGAAAGUAAUGAAUCAAGAAGUGGAUCUUGCAAUCGCCGACUUAACCAUAACUGUGGAUCGCGAAAGCGUAGUCGAUUUCACUAUGCCUUUUAUGAACCUCGGAAUCAGUAUUCUUUUCAAAAAGCCGACAAAGAACAGUCCGCAGCUAUUCUCGUUCUUGGCUCCAUUUUCAUUUGAAGUAUGGGUUUAUAUGGCGACAGCAUACUUAGGAGUGAGUCUGUUACUAUUUGUUCUAGCUCGAUUUUCUCCAUACGAGUGGGUGAGCCCUCAUCCAUGCAACCCAAAGACUGAAUAUUUGGAAAAUACAUUUUCUCUUCUAAAUAGCUUCUGGUUUACAAUCGGGUCCUUGAUGCAGCAAGGCUCUGAUAUAGCGCCUAGGGCGACAUCAACCCGAACAGUGGCAGCACUGUGGUGGUUUUUUACGCUCAUCAUGAUAUCUUCGUACACAGCAAAUUUAGCUGCAUUUUUGACUUCUGAGCGUAUGAAAAGCCCAAUCGAAAGCGCAGAAGAUCUAGCACGGUCAGCUGACAUAUCAUAUGGUUGCGUCAAAGACGGCUCGACAAGACAGUUUUUCGAGAAAUCUACUUUGCAACCAUAUAAAAAAAUGUGGAGUGUUAUGCAAUCUGCUCAACCAAGCGUAUUCACGAAUAAUAAUGAAGAAGGCAUAAAAAGAGUAAAAAAAGGGAAUUACGCAUUUCUGAUGGAGUCGACAACUAUUGAGUAUCAUACAGCGAAAGACUGCGACCUAACUCAAAUAGGAGGCCUUCUCGACUCAAAAGGUUACGGAAUUGCUAUGCCCAUUGGUUCCCCAUAUAGAACACAUAUAUCAACCGAGAUACUGAAAUUGCAAGAAGAUGGCGUGUUACAUGAGUUGAAGGAAAGAUGGUGGAAAAAAGAGGUUAAGUGCAAAGAGGAUGUUAAAAAGCCGAGUUCUGCUAAUGAAUUGGGUCUUCCUAGCGUAGGCGGCGUGUUUGUAGUUCUCCUAGCAGGACUAGGUAUGGCUGCCAUCAUUGCCGUCUUUGAAUUUAUAUGGAGGACAAAAAAGAUUCCCCGCGAUGAAAGGAGGAUGGUACUCCUGGAGAUGUUACACGAGCUGCAAGAUAUCUGCAAAUGUCGCGGUUCCAGUCGUCCGGUACCCAAUUAUCUAGAUGGGGACAUCACCCGCGGCAGUACAGACAAUGAGUUUGUGCUGCACUCUGCAACCAGUUUCAAUACUGUCUCGAGCCAGGAUUUCCUGUCGUGACUUCCGGUCCAUUUGACUUUCGUCAUCAAAUUUUCAUACAGUAGACUCAGUAGAGCAAACUCUGUCAAUCGGUUCAAAAUUCAGUCCCACCCAACAGUAUUGUUUUUACCAAUGAAGAGAAAUUUCUUUUAGUCGUCUUGAGAUAAAGAAGACAGUGGCAUCCUAUUUGUAUUUUUAUACUUUUAUUUAGUUGCUUUCAUUUGUAACGUGACUGACUAAUACAGUGCUUCAUUUUGAUGUAAUUUCUCUGCAACAUGAUUUUUGAGUUCUCUAUUUACACUGUUUUGUACUAGCUUUCAGAAACUUUGCGAGAAUACAAUACAGAGCUCAGAAACUGUGAAACUUGUUCAGACAUUCAUUUUAUGAAAUUAUGAGGCAUGUAAAUGACUUACUAGAACUUCAAAGCAAGAUAAAUGUACAAAAUCUUGAACAUAUAACUGUAUCUAGAAAUAAAAUUUUUGCGAUGGUUUGUA